Messenger RNA from Glycine soja, 690 nucleotides. RefSeq lists its product as uncharacterized. Lineage: Eukaryota; Viridiplantae; Streptophyta; Magnoliopsida; Fabales; Fabaceae. The transcript has a single exon. The record is from RefSeq and is a predicted model, not a curated record. Bases 84 to 467 code for a protein of 127 amino acids.
ACCACAUGUGUUAAAAUUGAAAUCGACUGAUUCUUAUUUUCUUCACCAAAAUUCUCUCUCUCUCUGUUCCGUGUUCCGCACCCAUGGCCAAGUCCUCCUCCACCACCACUCCACAAAAACCUUUCCUCAACUUAGACCCACUCUUCUUGAAAACUCCUUCUUACACUUCCCUCAAAGACGUGCUUCCUUUCUCCGCCGCUGCUUGCAACUCCCCCGCCGCGAGCCACCACCAGUACGUGUCCAUCCGCAACCGCCUCGUGAAGCAGGCCGCCUGGGCCUACCUCCAGCCCAUGUCCAUUUCCCCCAGCGGCCCAUCAGGCCCACACUUCUUCCGCCACUUCUACAACAGAUUCUCCUCCCCCACCCACAAUAACAACCCUCUCACCACAUGUCUCAGCUUUAUAUACCGAACCCUACACCGAAUACUCCACGCUAUCCCUUGCUUCCUUCAUGUAUUCGAAGAAUAGCACAAUAACACGUUUUUUUUUUUCUUUCGAAAGUAUCAUCCAAUUUGUUCUCGCAUAAAAAAAAAAUUCAGAUAAAUUGAAUCUCGAGAGUUUAUCAAGAUCAUGAAAAACCUCAAGAUUCAAUAAGUACUUAUCUCUGAAAUCAACUUAAACUCUCCUUGAGAAUGAGUCUAUUUCUUAAUAACUGGAUUAACAUGUGUUGAUAACUGCCUAGUAUUAUCCA